Nycticebus coucang (slow loris) is the source of this 393-nucleotide messenger RNA. RefSeq names its product zinc finger protein 593-like. The transcript has a single exon. The record is from RefSeq and is a predicted model, not a curated record. Bases 16 to 393 code for a protein of 125 amino acids. NCBI's taxonomy places the organism in Eukaryota, Metazoa, Chordata, Mammalia, Primates, Lorisidae.
UCCCUAGCCUGCCAGAUGAAGGCGAAGCGACGGAAGCCGGACCUGGAUGAGAUUCACCCCGAGCUGCGGCCUCAGGGUCCCACACGGUCCCUGCCCAACCCGGACGCUGAACCCGACCCUGACCUGCCAAGGGGCUGCCUACAUCGCUGUCUGGCCUGCACGAGGUACUUCAUCGAUUCUGCCAAGCUGAAGACCCACUUCCGAUCCAAAGACCACAAGAAAAGGCUGAAGGAGCUGAGUAUCGAGCCCUACAGUCAGCAAGAGGCGGAGAGGGCAGCGGGUAUGGGUUCCUGUGUGUCCCCCAAGAGACUUGCAGUGCAGACAGGAGUGUCCACUGAUGUCCCUGAGAUGGACACAUCUAACCUGACAUGGCCCGGGGAUGCGAGGCAAUGA